UUUGAGCGACACAAAGUAAUCCAUAAUAUUAAAAAUUAAAACAUUCUAAAGUCUAGGAGUACUAUUAAAGAAAUUAUUACUUUCCUUUCAUAUAUUAUAGUCUAACACUUAAACAUUUUUUAAAGGUUCUUUCAAGAUCUAGCAAACAUAUCACUUACCAAACAACUCAAUUUGUAUAUGUAGCCGUAUGUAACACCAUGUAUGCUAGAAGUCAGAUAAAAAAAUUGGUCAACAAAAAUAGAACAAAGUUUAUUAAAGAGAUACCAGCAUUUCUUUUUAUUGAAGGAUUUCCAGGACUUCAACCUAAUAAACGAGAGGAGUUACGAUGCAAACUUCGGAAUUCUGGUGACACUACAGCUAAUUCUUACCUUCUAGAUGCUAUUUUGAGACUGGAUGACUUUUAUGGCAAAUUUAUCCAGUUCUGCACAAAACAUGAAGUGUGUUCAGAUCUUGUGAGGUUAAUUCAAGCUGAAAUGGAGUGUAUCCAUUCCCACAGUGGCAGAGGUGGUAGCUCAAGAAUUGCUGGAGAGAACUAUGUUGUAGCAAGAGAUGGUGAUGGAACUGCCAGAGAAAAUUCUGGAACAAAUGAUGGGAGCUCUUCAGGUAAUCCAGGUGGCCUAAGUGUUCCUAAACAACAAACAACUACAUUCAGCAACAUGUCUGUAGGAACUGAUGGUCAAACAGAUUCAAGUAGCAACAACAUAUCUGCUGGUAGCAACAUGGUAUCUACUGAUAGCAGCAUGGUAUCUACUGGUAGCAACAUGGUAUCUACUGGUAGCAACAACAUAUCUGCUGGUAGCAACAUAUCUGUAGCAACUAAAAAACCUACAGAUGCAGGUAGCACUAUAACUGUAGCAACUAUAAAUGAACCAACAGAUGCAGGUAGCACUAUAACUGUAGCAACUAUAAAUGAACCAACAGAUGCAGGUAGUACUAUGACUGUAGCAACUAUAAAUGAACCAACAGAUGCAGGUAGCACUAUAACUGUAGCAACUAUAAAUGAACCAACAGAUGCAGGUAGCACUAUAACUGUAGCAACUAUAAGUGAACCAACAGAUGCAGGUAGCAACAUGGUAGCCAUGAAUCAAUCAGCUGGCAACAAAGAUGUAUCAACUGAGCAACCAGCAGAUGAAGGUAGCAACAUGAUUGUAAAAAACAAGCAACAAACAGAUGCAGCAGCCACAGGUCAAGAAAUGACCCUGGAUGUUCAGGAAUCAUCAAGAUUCGUUUCACACACACACAAAGAUCUUCAAGAUGUCCACAGCACUAAGAAAAUACCAGACAUCUACAACACAUCUAGCAAAAACACUAAACAAAAUGUGCCUUCAUCUGUUACAAAACAUUUUAAAAGAGCUAGAAAUACCCAAGAAAAUUUUCUGUUAUUGUUUAGGUUUUUAAUAAAUAGUUACAAUUGGAGUUAUUAAAAUAAUUAUUGUUAAGGUUUUUAAUAUAUAGUUGUAAUAGGAAUUAAUCAAAUUAUUAUAGUUUUGUAAAAUUGGUUCGGGAAAAAAUGUAGCCUGUUAGUCAAGGUUGCUGACCUUUCAUCAACUGUUUUACCUCCCUCACAGAUUGUUAGAGAGGUGUGAUUCACUUCAUAAAUACUUUUGAUUCAAAUAAAACAUAUCUAUCUAUAUAUAUAAAAAGCAAUGUAUGUGUGUUUGUCCUUUAUGCAUUACUACACCUCUCAUCACAUCGCCGUGAAACUUUGGGAAGUUGUUGAGAAUAGUCCUGGGGAGGUUUCUGCGAAAAAAAAAAUUUCAAAUUCGCAGGGGUGGCGCCGGCAGGGCGCGAUUUGUUUUUCUCUAUAUACCGUAUAUAAAAAUAAAAGUCGAUUUUGGUUUGGCAUCGUUCAUCCGAUAGCCAUGAGACUUUGGGGAGUUCAUUAUACCACGCUAGGGAAGGGUUCUGUAAAAAAAUAA
This is a messenger RNA of Physella acuta, 1919 nucleotides long. Its product is annotated as papilin. The record is from RefSeq and is a predicted model, not a curated record. NCBI's taxonomy places the organism in Eukaryota, Metazoa, Mollusca, Gastropoda, Physidae.